UUCAGCUGUCAGCUCACAGCUUUGCAACAGCGAUCAUGAAACUAACACGUCUGGAAGCUGCAGUCGUCCUUGGGAUUGUUAUUCCUCAAAUAUCCAGCAUCAGCGUUUCGUCUGCACCUUCUGACUGUUUGACUGCUGUGGAUACCUGCAUGUCAGAUUUAUGCGAGAGUGAACAGGCGUUUUACGACGGCAUCUGUAACAAUGAAGGGUGCCAAAUAAAAGGCUCAGAGGUCUGUAACAUGACCAUCCAGACCGUACUGGACCAAUUUCCUUUUCUGCGAGGGUGUGUGUGUGCCUGGGAGGAGGAGCUUUGUGACUCUUUACAAGCGCUGGCCACACAAUGCCACAGAAAGCCAGCACAUCAGUUGAAGAGGAGCACAGUGACGGACUGUAAGUCAAGCAGCUUGAUAGGAUAUGUAUAUGAUGGUGCUGGAUCCUGCUUUGACCAGAUGAGAGUCUGUGUCAACGAUGCAGUUUGCAACAGGCACCUAGCACCUGUUCUUCAGGCAUGUAUGGCAGAUCAAUGCGACCGCGACCGCUGCCAGCAAGAGACUCGGCACUUCUAUGGCAGCAUGCCGCAGAAUGUUGCAGAGAUGUUGGCCAUGUGUGAGUGUGAGGCUUCAGAUCAGUACUGUCUGCAAAUGAAAACUGCUCUGCACAGCGGCACGUGUGAAGACGAGACCUGGAUCUGCCAGGUUUCAGUUAACCAGUGUGCUGAUGACAGCAACUGCAGAGACUUGUUAAAAACUUUCCAAGCCAAAUGCUGGAGCCCUGAAGAGGCUCAAUGCAGCAACAGUGACCUCCACAGUAAUGAAUGUUUCAACAAGAUAGAUCCGGCUUUUAUCCUUGGUGCAGAAUCUGAAUGUAAAAUGGCCUUCUUAGCCACUCUGGGCACAGCACUACACCAUCCGUGCUCAUGUGAAGGCCUACACAGUGAAGAUCUACACACGUGCAACAUGAUUCAUGAUGUUCUUCAUAACAGAUCACACUUCAUGACAUCUUCAAAAAGCAGUAGUGGUCCGUCUAAACCUCCUAAAAUCAGUGAUUCUGAGCAUGGUCACACAUGGUCACAUGAUUAUCUGCUGUAUGUGUUUGCAACUGUGCUAUUUGUUGGAGUCGUUAUAUUAAUGCCUCUGGCUGUCGUCACUAAAAUUUGGAUGACGAGAAAAAGAGAUAAAACAAAAUAUCACAAUCCGCAGAAAAGCAACUGUGUUGUUAUUCUCUGAUGUAGAUGCAUCUAUUAGAUGUGUGUUAUCAAAAUUCCAAAUCAUCAUUUUGUUCCUUUUUAACUCUAAAAAGGUUUGAGCUGAUGACACUUAUCAGAUGGUUUUGAUUUUGUUGCCUAAAUAUCCGAUUUUUCGCAUUGUUGAUUCAGAUAUUAUGACAGUAUUGUGUGACAUGGUAUAUGUUUUUUUAUAUGCCUUUUGUAGCGUAACUUGUCUUGGUACCAGAUGACGAUGUUACUACAAAGAGUAAUCUGUCUAAA
Toxotes jaculatrix (banded archerfish) is the source of this 1486-nucleotide messenger RNA. RefSeq names its product GDNF family receptor alpha like (gene gfral). Bases 36 to 1226 code for a protein of 396 amino acids. Gene Ontology annotation, cellular component: signaling receptor complex; external side of plasma membrane. The record is from RefSeq and is a predicted model, not a curated record. Gene Ontology annotation, molecular function: signaling receptor activity. Gene Ontology annotation, biological process: nervous system development. Lineage: Eukaryota; Metazoa; Chordata; Actinopteri; Toxotidae. The transcript is spliced from 9 exons.